Messenger RNA from Halichondria panicea, 964 nucleotides. RefSeq lists its product as uncharacterized. Bases 1 to 936 code for a protein of 311 amino acids. Gene Ontology annotation, molecular function: protein binding. NCBI's taxonomy places the organism in Eukaryota, Metazoa, Porifera, Demospongiae, Suberitida, Halichondriidae. The transcript has 5 exons. The record is from RefSeq and is a predicted model, not a curated record.
AUGGUGAACUUGUUGGUGAUCAAGCAUCUUCUGUUAGCAGUGAUGAUUGGCUCUCAGAUAGGAGUUGGUCGAAGGGACACAUUUGGAUCUGGAGUGAUCAUGUUUGAGGCUGUUCUUGUAAGCAAUGAUGGUGGAACUCUGACAUCCACCCUAAUCAACCUCAGUGAAGUGUCUGUACUGGAAGGAACCAAUAUUACCUGUAAUUCAACUUCUCCAUUAAACCCAAGAAUAUCCUCCACUCAAAACCAGCUCAGCUCCUCUCUUGUUAUUCUGGACUGGGACUCCCCCUCCUCUACUGGUGGUGUGUCUGUCAGCUAUAUCCUCGUCAUUUCCCCAACACCUCUCUCCAAGUCACCAGUUACCGUGGAGACUACCUUGGCACAGUUCAAUAUCUCUUACAACAUUCCCUACAACGUGACCAUCAGAGCAGUUAACUGUGUUGGCAGUAGCCGUGACAACAUGGUGAUGAUCCCUUCUAUUGUUACCUGUCCCUCCAACCCAUCACCUGCGAAUAGAGUGACCAUCGUUGGUGCUCCACCACUGCCUCCAGUAGUAGGAUCAAUCCUGAGCUUCAAUUGCAAUGGACAGACAGUAACAGCAACCUAUGAGAGUGUUAGACGAUGGUCACUUGAUCCCACCACUUACGUCUGUAUCUCAGAGCUCACAGGUGGCUCUCUUGUUGCACCGUCUAGAGGCAGUGUGGACGUCAGUGGUGGGACACCACCCUUCUCACUGGGUUCACAGGUCAUCUAUCGCUGUGAUGAGGGACUGUUCCCCCUUGAUGUGAGGACCAGUACAUGCACUGAUGUGGAGGGUAGUGGAGAGUGGGUGGAUAAUCCUGAGAGUUUGGUGUGCAGGGAGAGGCCAGGUGAAAUGUAUGAUUAUAUAGCUGUUGUUGAGCCUGUGCAUUUUGUGAAUGUAUGCAUGUGCAUUUAGGAAAUACACCUUUUGACGGACUUCUUGU